Sebastes umbrosus (honeycomb rockfish) is the source of this 1156-nucleotide messenger RNA. RefSeq names its product probable gluconokinase. The transcript is spliced from 6 exons. Gene Ontology annotation, cellular component: cytoplasm. The coding region runs from base 107 to 676 and encodes 189 amino acids. The record is from RefSeq and is a predicted model, not a curated record. NCBI's taxonomy places the organism in Eukaryota, Metazoa, Chordata, Actinopteri, Perciformes, Sebastidae. Gene Ontology annotation, molecular function: gluconokinase activity.
UAAUUCAGCAACCCGGAAUCAACCAGUAGCAUGGAUGUAUUCAAACAACAAGCAGUAGCCAGACAGUAGGAUAUUUUAUCACCUGCUCUGGCAGGCCAGAUUCAGGAUGAUCUACAUCAUAAUGGGAGUCUCAGGCUGUGGAAAGAGCGCCUUAGGGGCCUUCCUAUCAGAAAAGCUGGGCUGGCCCCUUCACGAAGGGGAUCACUUCCACCCACAGGGGAACAUCGAGAAGAUGGCUCGUGGUGAGCCACUCACAGACCAGGACAGAUUGCCUUGGCUUCUCAAACUACAUGAAGUCAUCGAGAGAGAAAGGUGUUCACGCUCUGAUGCUCUUGUGGCGUGUUCCGCCCUGAAGCGCCUGUACAGACAGAUCCUGCUCUACGGCUCCAAAGCCCUCCAUUCCUCCUCCAGUCCAGACCAAGAUAUCCUGCCCCCGGCCUCUCCUGAUGUCUUUUUUCUCUUCCUACACGGUGACUACGAUCUCAUUCAGCAGAGGAUGGUGGCCCGGAGGGGACAUUACAUGAAAGCAGACCUGCUGCGUUCCCAGUUUGAUGUUUUAGAGCCUCCGUCGGAUGAGGAGAACGUGUUGCCUCUGGACAUCAGGAGGAGCAUCACUGACAUGGCCACGGAGGUCCAGAAGCACAUCGUUAGCCUCAAGUCGUCACCACUGCCAUAACCACAGUCCAUAUCUAGUUCAUAUCUUAGUGAAGGUGAGAAGUAAAGCACCGUUUCAGUUGUGGUGCAAAACCACAGAGAAGCUUGUGCAGUAGUGGGAGUUUACAGAAUCUGUAAGAUCCUGUGGUGCUGAAAACUUUUCAAAACACAGUCUAAAUGCCAUUCAUAUUCCUGCUGCAGAGUAUUUGGUACUGCAAAGGUUUGAAUUGGGACCAUGCUUUCAUUUGUGAAUGAGUAUGAACCUCCAGUAGUAUGCCAUAAAGAAAAAGGCUACAGUUAAAUAUAGUGUGUAUAUUAGCUCUUUUUGAACUUAUGAAGAGGAUUGUGGUAAUAUUAUAAAGAUUCAAUGUUUCAGUAAUCUCAGCAUUUCAUUCAUUUCUGUGAAGAAAACUAAAUGAGGAUUGGAUUAUUGUUUAAGAUAUAAACAGGAUAAGGGCACGGUGAAGACUUGAACACAAGUUCUAUUCCCUCUCUGCUAAAC